This is a messenger RNA of Daldinia childiae, 933 nucleotides long. Its product is annotated as Dolichyl-diphosphooligosaccharide-protein glycosyltransferase subunit 3. Lineage: Eukaryota; Fungi; Ascomycota; Sordariomycetes; Xylariales; Hypoxylaceae. The record is from RefSeq and is a predicted model, not a curated record. The coding region runs from base 1 to 933 and encodes 310 amino acids. The transcript has 5 exons. Gene Ontology annotation, cellular component: oligosaccharyltransferase complex.
AUGCGCUGGCUAUCUCUCCUCCUCUCGAUCACCCUUCCUUUCGGGUCGCUUGCUGCCAAGCAAUCAUCCUCAGCCGAUCGAUUCAGUGAUUUUCAUGCUAAAGCUCAAGCUUCCUCCCCAUUGAAGCUUGCUGACUCGUCCUACAAAAAGCUCACAUCGGUUCCGCGGGACUAUUCGGUUGCCGUACUUUUGACUGCUUUAGAUGCACGCUUUGGUUGUCAGCUCUGCACAGACUUCCAACCUGAAUGGGAGGUGUUAGCAAAGAGUUGGGCUAAGGGUGAUAAAGAUGGCGAAUCUCGUCUGAUUUUCGGUACUCUUGAUUUCUCUAACGGAAGGGAUACUUUUAUAUCUCUUGGCCUUCAAUCAGCACCUGUGCUUCUCUUUUUCCAGCCUACGACUGGUCCACAUGCUGUCCCUACUGUCGAAGCUAUUCGCUACGAUUUCACUGGACCUCAAACUGCCGAGAAAGUUCAUGAAUGGCUUGCCCGCCAUCUCCCCGAUCGCCCUCACCCCGGCGUUAUUGGCGUUGUUUUCAAGGCUUGGCCGUAUAUAUUACCCGUUAUUCAAAAUCGAAACGUCUGGGCGGGCCUAAGCUUGAUUGGCAUUCUUAUGUUCACCAGUGGUCACAUGUUCAACCAGAUUCGAAAAGUACCAUACGUCGCCGGCGAUGGACGUGGUGGCAUCAACUACUUCGCUGCUGGAUUCCAAAGCCAAUUUGGACUCGAGACACAAAUCGUCGCUUUCAUAUAUGGUGUAUUGUCUUUUGCUACAAUCUCCUUAGCUGUCAAAGCACCGAGAACUCGAGACCCGAAGAUCCAGCAACUUAUGGUUAUUGUCUGGGGUGUUAUUCUGGUCCUUAUGUACAGCUUCCUGCUCUCUGUCUUUCGGGUUAAGAAUGGCGGUUACCCCAUCAAGCUUCCACCAUUCAUGUAA